Molecule: messenger RNA, 3181 nt
Organism: Musa acuminata AAA Group (dessert banana)
Lineage: Eukaryota; Viridiplantae; Streptophyta; Magnoliopsida; Zingiberales; Musaceae
Exons: 9
Coding region: 1342-2955 (537 amino acids)
Source: RefSeq, a predicted model, not a curated record
AAGAGUCAGCGUUCCGUUAGCCGGAACAGCGUUUCCCUCGCCGCAACCAGACCUAACCCAUCGUCGAUCUUUGUCGCUUGUGCUCUGUCACGUCUGUUCGAACAAGGGAGGAGGAGGAGAGGCGGCAGUUCCCCACGCGAACGGUCUAUUAGGAGCAACAUCGAUGAUCACAAGUCAUAUGGGAGGCCCAAAUCAAGCAGUUUCAGGAAACGAUCUCGAGACCAGUUUGAUAAUGCGAAAAGGAAGAGGCAUAAUUCUAGCCAUGGUCGUGGUUCUACGACAACUAAACCUAUUGAUACUAUUUAUCGCAUACUUUGUCCUGUGAAAAAGAUUGGUAGUGUUCUUGGGAAAGGAGGUGAAAUCUCAGAGGUACGACCCAUGCAAAGAUAAGGGUUGCAGAUGCUGUUCCCGGGGUAGAGGAGAGAGUAGUUAUGAUCUUUUGUUACCUGUGGCAAUCUGAAAGAAAUGAUUCUGAUGAGGAUCCCUAUGAUAAUGAUGGAAUUGAGUUAGAGGAUAUGCGUGCCCGUUGUCCUGCACAAGAUGCUUUACUGAAGAUCCACUAUUGGAUUGCUGCAGAUGAGAUUCUACUAGGUGGUGUGAUACAAGAAAAUACUGAACCUGAUGAUGUUGUUGCUACUCGAAUUUGGUUCGCCAAGAAUCAAGUUGGGUGUCUUCUCGGCAAGGGUGGCACAAUUAUUCAGUAACUUAUUGGUGAUACUGGUGCAAAUAUUCGCAUAUUGUCUUCGGAUCGCUUUCCACCUUGUGCCAGGAACAGUGAUGAACUAGUACAGAUCUCUGAAGGACCUGCCAGCAUCGGAAAUCAAAGCCUCCCCAAACCAACUCGAAGAAUCAAAAGAACAAGCAGCAAGUUGAAGCUGGAGAGGAGGAUUUCACCCUGAUGCGUUUUCCUAGUCGUUCGAAGCAAGUCCAGCAAAAUUCAGAAAAAAGGUGAUGAUGAGCCCGCCAUACCCCACCUCCCGGGUGUCACGUGCCAAACCUCUUUGGUCAUAUUAUGCCAUCGAGUCAAAGGGUCAUUGGAGCCAUGCCGGAGUUUAGCUUGUAAUUGUUGAAUCAGGUCACCACUGCUGACCCACUUACUUUCAGAGGAUAUGAUGAUAACCUUCGCUUUAAGAGUUUUGUUCGUGUCAUCCCACUUUCCUCACCACAAAGCAGCAGUUCGUCAUCGUGCUCGCUGCAACGCACAUUACCACCACCCCACCCUCAUAAAUGAACACCAGCAGUCUCCCCCUUGCAUUCCUCCGAGUGAUUGGCCUGCAAGCUCCCAGCGAACCAGUUUCUCAUCUCUCUUGACAUGGCCAAACCUCCCAAGAAUAGGCUGUGAUGUUUGUCUUCCAUGUCUCCGCCUUCCUCGUCCUCCUCCACCUCGUCACCUUCCUCCUUACCAAGCUGUUCACCUUCCUCCUUGAAAGAGUUGCCGCUUCGACAGACCAAAGGAAUUCGCAGCUCAUCAGCGAAGAUGAGAUCAAGCCCAUAACAACGUACGAGUGCUACUCUGAUGUCGAAGAGUUAGCUGCCAGCAUCUUUGGCAGGGAAGACGGCCUACUGUUUUUCUACAACGAAAGCAUCACUGCUGAUACCCCACUUCUCGAAGAAGCAAAAGACUUCGAUGAGCGACACGCCUUCAAAGUCGACGAAAGCUUUGUCGCAGAAUCCCCUCUGGAAGACCAUGAAGGUCUCGGGCUCGAGCAUGGCGAUGUUGUGGCGAUCGUCGACCUAAAACCAUCGAAUCAUCCACCUUCAAUCAUAUCUAAUGGGCCUCUAAAAGAUGAAGAUACGGGUGGGGAUGCGCUCCACAGAAAUGAAGAUGAGAAGCAGCAGGAGUUGUCAAAGAAAGAGAAACUCUUCAUCGUCGACCGAACCCAUUCUGUCGACAGCAAAAGGUUGCAGCUGGAGGAGGACACGUUCGGUGGUUCUCUCACAGGUGCAUCGACAUCCAAGAGCUCUAUGGAGUGGAGAAGCUCCACGAUCUUCAGGGACUCGGAGACAGAAUGCCCCUUCUCCUCCUCAUCACGCAGGAGCUCUUCCAACUGGGAAACGUACACCUUGUUCCGCAAGUACGACGAGGAGAUGAUGUUCUUCGAUAGAAUCAGCGCACAAAAGCUGACGGAAACAGAAUUGUUUACAUCGAUGAAGUUCCAACCAAGAUCAACCUCGCAAAGGAUAGCUCACAUAUUUACAACACACAAGAACAGGGGAAGCAGGGAUCCGUAUCAAGAACUGGAGGGUGCUUAUGUGUCUCAGAUUUGCCUCGCAUGGGAAGCUCUUAACUGGAAUUACACCAACUUCCGGCGAAGGAUUGCCAAGGGAUCAGACAGCGAAAGCUCUUCUUGCACCGCAUGGAUAGCUCAGCAAUUCCAACAGUUCCAGGUCCUCUUGCAGCGAUUCAUAGAAAAUGAGCCUUAUGAGCGCGGUCGGAGGCCCCAAGUCUUCGCUUGGAAGCGGAUUUCUUCUCCAAAGUUGCUCCAAGUUCCUGAGUUCCGAGACACAGAAGCAGAUGAAGGUAAAGAAGAAAUGAUCUCAUCCACCGAGUUCUUGGCGAUUCUCGAAGAUGCGAUUCGAACCUUCAUGAACUUCCUCAAGGCAGACACGACGAAUCCUUGCCAAAUGCUCAAAGCUUUCUUCAAGACAAAGCCCAGUUCGGUGGAUCCAAAUCUUCUUCGUCUUCUCAAAAGAACUAAUAAGAAAAACAAGACGAGGCUUAAGGAUCUCUCGAAGCGAAGAAGGUGUCUGACGAAGAAGAAGCGAAAAGGAGAAGAGGAUAUGGAGAUAUUGAUGGGUCUAAUAGACAUGAAGAUCGUGUCCAGAGUCCUAAGGAUGCCUGAGAUCAGCCAAGAGCAGCUGCGGUGGUGCGAGGAGAAGAUGAGCAAAGUGAAAAUAUGGGACGGCAAAAUCCAAAGAGAUUCGUCCCCACUUUUCUUCUUCCCUGUUCGCUGACUCCAACGUCGCCAGCGUCGUGUAAUCUGCUUUGCUUUAGGUUGCCUGAUGACUAGAUAAAGCGCCUGGAUAUACAUGAGAACAUGCAUCCCACCCUGACCUUGUCACUGCAAAGACAGAGACAGGUGCCCACAGUUGGACAUGGGUGCAUGCAUGUUGGUGUGACUUGGAGAUCGAGGUUUUGGGAUGCAAUGUUGGGUAGAAAAAGGAGAAAAGUGUUUAGGGA